AUGGCCGUCCUCGGAAAGCGCAAGGCUCCAGAGCCGACGGUAUCAACAGAAGACGCACAAGAGAUUUUUCGGCGACACUUUGAGGCGCAGUUUCUUCCGCUGCCGGAAGCGAAGCGCAAGGCGAAGGCUGUGGAGGAAGAGGAUGGAAAUGAAGACGAGGAUGAGGAUGAGGAUGGAAGUGAAGAUGACGACGACGACGACGAAGAGGAGGAGGAAGAUGAAGAUGACAAUCCAGUCAUCGAAGUAGUCGACCAUUCCGUCUCUCAGGCUCCCACAACAAGCACAAUGUCCAAACGCGAACUCAAAGCCUUCAUGUCCUCUCGUCCCCCAGAUCAAACCUCCUCCCCCAAACCAACCGCCCAACCCUCCUCCUCAAAAUCCUCCGCCGGCCUCCCCGAAGACGCACCCUCCCUCCUCGCACAAGACCUCGAGCUCCGCCGCCUCAUCGCAGAAUCCCACCUCCUCCAGACAAACAAGCCCCUCUCCCUCGCCGCCGCACUCUCCACGACGUCCUCACCAAACGCCCGGCCAAAGGCCUUUUCUUCUGGCCGCGUACGCCAAAAGGCGCUCGAUAUGCGUAUACAGGCGCUUGGUUCGAAGACUUCGAUUCUCAAGCAGGAGAAGAUGCCCAUGCACAUGCGCAAGGGGAUUAAUGCUGCUGCUGUGGAGAGAGAGGCUAAGCGCAGACGCGAGGCCAAGGAGACUGGCGUUAUCCUGGAACGAGAGACUGGCAAGAAGAAGAAGAGAGAUCGAAGAGGAGGCGGUGGCGGCGGUGGUGGGUUUGGCCCGGCUGUAGGUAGGCUCAAGGGUGCUGAGCUUAGAAUCAGCGAGAGAGAUGUCAAGAAGAUUGAGGGGACGAGAGAUACGUUUGGUAGAAAGGGAGGCAAGCGAUGA
Trichoderma breve is the source of this 894-nucleotide messenger RNA. RefSeq lists its product as uncharacterized. Gene Ontology annotation, cellular component: nucleolus. The record is from RefSeq and is a predicted model, not a curated record. Gene Ontology annotation, biological process: maturation of SSU-rRNA from tricistronic rRNA transcript (SSU-rRNA, 5.8S rRNA, LSU-rRNA). The transcript is spliced from 4 exons. The coding region runs from base 1 to 894 and encodes 297 amino acids. Lineage: Eukaryota; Fungi; Ascomycota; Sordariomycetes; Hypocreales; Hypocreaceae.